UUCAAGCUCGCAAAACUAUUCUGCAACGUUUAGGUUUUAUUUAUAAUUUGUUUACAAUCGGAAAAGAAUUCACAACACUAAGGGAAAAUCAACGUCUUGGUUUCAUCUAUAUUUACAAAGCUAUCUAUUUAAUGAUUGGCAAUGAGUUUGAAACUCGACAGGAAAAUCAGAUUCAUUUCAUUUCAUACUUUCUUGUAAAUUUGUGUUUACAACAUAUAAUACAAGGUUUAAACUAUUGGAUUGAAGAAGAUAACAAGUGCUUGCAUUUAUUAAAAGCAAGUUGAUAAAAGUUAAAGUAUUUAUUAUACAUAAACAAAUAUGGCUGCACUAGCCUUGAAGAUUACUUCUGCUAUAUUUUAUGCUGUUUGUUCAAUUCUAAUUGUUGUUUUAAAUAAAAUUGUUUUAACAUCAUAUAGAUUUCCUUCUUUUCAAUUUCUUGCAAUAGGCCAGAUGGUGGCUUCAUUGUUAGUGUUGGGUAUUUCAAAUCAACUAGGUGUUAUAACAUUUCCAGGGUUCAAUAAAGAUGUGUUUAAAAAGGUUUUCCCACUACCGUUAUUAUAUUUUUUAAAUUUGGUUUCUGGUCUCGGAAGUACACAAUCUUUAAAUUUACCAAUGUUUACAGUUUUAAGAAGAUUUUCGAUUUUGUUCACUAUGGUGGGAGAAUAUUUUGUUUUAAACCAAAAAGCCAGUGUUAAAGUACAAUUGUCUGUUUAUUGUAUGCUAAUUGGUGCUGUUGUUGCAGCAAGUCGAGAUUUCGCAUUUGAUUUGAAUGGAUAUAUUAUGAUCAUGAUUAAUAAUCUUAUGACUGCUGCAAAUGGAGUUUACAUUAAAAAAAAGCUUGAAUCAAAAGAUUUGGGACAAUAUGGUUUAAUUUUUUAUAACAGUCUGUUCAUGCUUGCACCAGCAUUAUGUUGGAGCAUAUCUACAGGUGACAUGAACUUGGCAUAUACUUAUACCAGAUGGGAAGACAUGACUUUUGUUGGAAUGUUUUUAGUUGCAUGUAUUUUUGGUUUUGUUUUAAAUUACUCUUCUGUUUUGUGUACAAAUUAUAACUCUGCUCUAACCACAACUAUAGUUGGCUGUUUAAAGAAUGUGUUAGUGACAUACUGUGGCAUGUUAAUUGGUGGAGAUUAUAAAUUCGACUGGGUUAAUUUCUUGGGUUUAAAUAUAAGUAUUGCAGGCAGUAUUUUUUACUCAUACGUUGGGUUGACAGAGAAGCAACCAUCAUCAACAAGACAAUCAGCUUCAUUCAAGGCCUAGCUUUUUAAUUGUUUUCAAGUGUUUAUAUUUAUUCGAUUAAAAUAUAUUUUUGUAUUUAUGUCAAACGUGUUUGACCUAUUCCAUACUACUGAAAAUAUGUGUGGAUUUUAUGCUAAACAUUUAUAAUUUGAUAUAAAAAAAAGUAUUAUAUAUUUUUAGCUUACUAUAUAUUUUCAUAUAUAUAAAAUAAUUAUUUAGGUGUUUUUUAGAUAGUUUUUAAAUGUGGGACUAGUUUUUAU
Hydra vulgaris (swiftwater hydra) is the source of this 1499-nucleotide messenger RNA. RefSeq names its product nucleotide sugar transporter SLC35D2. The record is from RefSeq and is a predicted model, not a curated record. NCBI's taxonomy places the organism in Eukaryota, Metazoa, Cnidaria, Hydrozoa, Anthoathecata, Hydridae. Gene Ontology annotation, cellular component: Golgi apparatus. Gene Ontology annotation, molecular function: UDP-glucuronate transmembrane transporter activity; UDP-N-acetylglucosamine transmembrane transporter activity; UDP-N-acetylgalactosamine transmembrane transporter activity.